Molecule: messenger RNA, 1178 nt
Organism: Caenorhabditis angaria
Lineage: Eukaryota; Metazoa; Nematoda; Chromadorea; Rhabditida; Rhabditidae
Source: the annotation of a GenBank genome assembly
AUGGAUGAUGCGACAACGGCGUGUGAAGAUCUUAAAUUUUUCGAAAAACGAUUGACAGAGGUCAUCAAUUAUAUGGGACCGACUUGUACAAGGUGGAGAAGUGAGUUUGGAUAAGAUGUUUUUAUCAAGCAUAAAAUAACUGGAAAUUUUUUGAUUUUAUUUUCAAAUUUACGAAAAUCACAGAAACAUGAGCUCCAAAGUUCGAAAAAUCUAUAGAUCCGGUCCCAAAACAAGUCUAUAACUAGUCUCAAAGAAGAUUUCGUGAAAAAACUGAAUAGUGGAAAUUGAUCACCGAGUUUGAUUUAGUAGAAAAUCUUGAAGAAAUGAGAAAUUCAUGAUUUUUCCAAUAUGAAAAAGGAUACUGUAAUGUUGUGUUAAAAAUACUUUUUUUUUUUGAAAAAAGCCUUGAGAUCUCUUUCUAGAAACCUCAGAUUUCUUACAUUUUAGCCUUAUGCUCAAGAAAUAAUUUCAAAUCUCUCGAAGUUCCAAAAAUUUCCAGUUCCACCUGUCCUAUUCUCAUUUUUUUCUCUAACUCAAUUUUAUCUAAUAUUCAUCCUUAUUCCUCAUUUUUCAUCGCUCUCAAUUUUACAGUUUCAGUCGCAAUUGUGGUGGUCGCAGUGGUGAUUGGUGUAACGGGAACAAAAUGGAUGACAAAUACCGAAGUCGAAACGGUAAAUCAAACUUUCAUUUUUUUCGAAAUAAAAUAAUGAUUUCAUAAUUUGCAGAUGACAUUAAGCCAUUUCCUUUUGACCGCCCAUCUUGAUUUCACUGUAUGUAUAGUUGUUGCUGUUUUGUUGUUUGGCGUUUUUGGUGUGCAUCGGAGAGUUGUCGCCCCAACGAUGUAGGUUUUUAUUGAUUUCGAAAAUAUUUUUGACAAAGUUUGACUCUUUGAAUAACAUUAUGUUAUCAGAAAAAAAAAAUCUUUUCCACGUCAUAAUAAUUUUCAAAAGAAUUUCCAGUGAUUUCUGAUAAUAUCAUAUUUAUCACCCUUUCUACACACAAAAUCUUUUUUUCCAGAAUUGCUCGAAGAUGUCGAGAUGCAUUAUCACCGUUUAGUUUGAGUUGUGACCACGUGAGUUUUAUUUUUCCUCCCUUAAAUUUCCGAUAACUGAUUUUCGUUCAAUUUUCAGAACGGAAAACUGAUAGUAAAACCGGCGAUUAGGAAUUCAGCUCCCUAA